AUGUCAGCUCCUAUUGAAAAUACAACUGCAGCUGAAACAAGUGUUGGAAUUGCAAGUAAUGACAUACUUAUGGCAUUGCAGUUUGCGGCUGAAUCAGCAGAAGAAGCAAUUGAAGAAGCUGCUGCAGAGGCAAGUGGAGAAGGGUUUCUUGUUACUGAAAGCAUGGAUGUCAUUCCAGAAGGAAGUGCAGAAGAUGGAAUAGUAGUUGAAGGUAGCGGGUUAGAAAAACUAGAUUUUGAAAUUGGGAAGAUAUCAACUGAGGGUAGUGGAGAUGAUCUUUUUAUUGAAGGAAGUGGAAAUGAAGAUACAAGUGGAGAUGGAAAUAUUGGUGUCCUUGAGGAAAAAGUAGAGACAAAUGAAAUAGGUGUACCUUUAGAGGAAGAAGUUGUUGAAGUAGUAACACCUGUAUUGAUUGUUGAAGAUGGGUUAGACAUCACUGAGGUAGAUGAUCCAGCAGCAGCAGAAGUUGUAAAUGAGCAAGCAGAGGCUAAUAUAUUUGAAGAAGAGUCAACUGCAGAGGUAGAAGUUGCUGAAGUAGAUGUCCCAGUAGAAACAGGAAUCAUGGAGGAGCAACCAGAGGUUGAAGUAGCUGAAGAAGGACCAACCGCAGAAGUAGAAGUUGCUGAAGUAGAUGUCCCAGUGGAGACAAAAAUCAUGGAGGAGCAAGCAGACGAUGUAGUAGCCGAAGAAGGCUCAACUGCAGAGGUAGAAGUUAUUGACAUAGAAGUGCCAGUGGAAAAAGACAUUUUGAAGGAGACUGGUGAGAUAAACGUAGAUGAUGAAGUGAUAGAUGCACCAGUGGACGCAGAAGUCAUGGAGGUGCAAGAAGAAGGUGAAGUAGCAGAAGAAGGAUCAACUGCAGAGAUAGACAUUGCUGAGGUCAAAGAUGAAGUGAAUAUAGAAGUUGUGCAAGAGCAAGCUGAGUCUGAAUUAGCUAAAGGAGGAUCAAUUUCAGAGGUAGAAGGUGUUGAGGUGCCAGAAAAUACAGAAGCAGUGGAGGAGCAAACAGAUGCUGAAUUGGAAGUUCCAACUGCAGAGGGAGAAGUAGCUGAAGUAAAUGUACCAGUGGAGACAGAAGUUGUGGAGGAGCAUGCAGAGACUGAAGUUGCUGAAGACGGAGCAGCAACUGAGGUAGAAGGUUCACCAGUAGAGGCAGAAAUUGCUGCAGAAGAAUCACAUGCAGAGACAGAGUGGCCACAGAAAGACCACCUUGCUACUGGGACAAAGGUUGAAGAAGAGCAAGUAGAGGCAGAGGCCACUGAAGAAAAUGUACCUACAGAAACAGAAAUAGCUGAAGUACAACCACCUACAGAAGUGGUAGAAGAGCAAUCAGAGGUGUCCACAGAAGAAGCAGUCGCAGAGGUAGAAGUACCUGAAAAAGUAGCUUCUGUGGAGACACAUGAUGAAGAAGUCCCUGGAGAGACAGAUGUGGUGGGCGAUGAAGCAUAUAUUGAGGGAGCUGGAGAAGGAACACCUAUGGAGGAAGACACAACAGAAGAAGAAGUAGAGGUGGCUGCAGAAGGAGUGCCUACAGAGAUAGAAGUAACCAAUGAAGGAGCAGAGGAAGAUGUAGCUGAAGAAGUGGUACCCACAGUCAAAGAAUUGGCGGAAGAUCAAGCAGGGGUAGAAGUUGCUGCAGAAGGGGCACCUGCAGAGGAAGACGUUGCUGGAAACAAUGCAGCUGCAGAGGUUGAAGUAGCUGAAGGAGAAGAGGCAGACGUGGCUGAAGGAACAGCACCUGCAGAGACAGAAUUAAAGUGA
This is a messenger RNA of Saccoglossus kowalevskii, 1761 nucleotides long. Its product is annotated as retinitis pigmentosa 1-like 1 protein-like. Lineage: Eukaryota; Metazoa; Hemichordata; Enteropneusta; Harrimaniidae. The record is from RefSeq and is a predicted model, not a curated record.